ACUGGUAUAGUCCGAAAGAGUACUCGUAUUAUACUCUAGGGUAGGAGCCAUAAGUGGAUCGUCCGUGCUAAAAGAAUAGAAUAUCCGAACGAAACCCACCAAGAACCUGAAUCGAGGCGAAUAGCGAAGACCGAGCAUCCAGGUGUCGAAGUCGUCAUACUCCGAAGAAUGAUGCACAUACCAUUCAGCAACUCUAUUCUUGACUACUUGGUACAGAAGACAUAUGACGCAAUGCCCCAGAACGCUCGGCUAAAUACAUCAGUCCAACCAGUAGGCUCAGCCACGCCUUCACCGCUACGCAGCUUUAUUGCUCACCUAUCCCGGAGAGUAAAUAUCCCCAUUCUCACGUGGAUGUCGGCGACGGUAUAUGUAGAUCGUCUAAAGCCCAAGCUCGGCUCUAUCAGAAAAUUGCUACGAUGUACCGCACACCGGGUGUUUCUCUCAAUUCUGAUCAUUACUGCAAAAUACCUAGAUGACAGCUAUCCAAUAAAUGAUGACUGGGAGAAGCACAGCUAUAUGAAGUUCAAUCACCGUCACUUUUGGCUAGCAUUGAAGGACAUUAACUUGAUAGAAUUGGAGAUGUUGUCAUUGUUGGACUGGAAUCUUGCUAUUUCUGAACUUGAUGUCUACCAAAGAUCGGAGCCAUUUUUUUCAUCAGUCGUCACAACUUCGAGAGCGAAAACCUCUUAGAGGUUGUGAGGGAAGUCAGGGAGACAAGCUAUUGCUGCGACGGUGGUGACAGUAAUGCCGAGUGUC
Molecule: messenger RNA, 756 nt
Organism: Truncatella angustata
Lineage: Eukaryota; Fungi; Ascomycota; Sordariomycetes; Amphisphaeriales; Sporocadaceae
Exons: 1
Coding region: 169-690 (173 amino acids)
Biological process (GO): regulation of cyclin-dependent protein serine/threonine kinase activity
Cellular component (GO): nucleus; cyclin-dependent protein kinase holoenzyme complex
Molecular function (GO): protein kinase binding; cyclin-dependent protein serine/threonine kinase regulator activity
Source: RefSeq, a predicted model, not a curated record